AUGGGGCUCAGAAGGCUCGAUCAGCGCAACUGGUUGACGAUCGAUAAAAAUUAUAUGGAGCAGCACGAGUUGCGCGACUCCCUUUUUCGGACUCAAAGAAUCAAAGUAUUCCAAUGCCUCCCCGAAGCCCGACAUGCUUGCAAGGAAUUACUGCAUGAAGUUGCCACAUAUCUAUGCGGUCGAUACCCUGAUGUAUUUGAGAUGGAUAAAAAUGAGGUUAGUAUCACAACGACAGGCGAGGUAUACCAUCUCGGAGAUCCCACCAAUAGGUUUGAGCCACUCGAGAUAGCAGCUCGACUUGCGAUGGAAGAUCUCAGUAUCAUAUUGGAGAAUGAAGCUGGUCAGAGUUACCUAGCGGCGACAGCCAGUCUAUUCCCCGUGGGAUGGUGCGCCAUGGAGAGAAUUGGAUAUACCAUUGCUCAGAUGCAUGGGCCUGUUCCUCUAUGGCAUAAGGAGAUUGAGUUCUCUGUCAAUAAGUUGGUCAUAUCCCAGCAUCGACCAAAGAAAAGUGCAAUUCGACUGAUUGAACUCCGGUUGGAUUGGGCCACAGAGAUGUUGAACCUCGGCCAGAGGAUAUUCUUCUUCGUCGCGAAAGACAGACGUUUCGCAGAUUACCGAAAUCCAGAGCGAUAG
Molecule: messenger RNA, 633 nt
Organism: Histoplasma mississippiense
Lineage: Eukaryota; Fungi; Ascomycota; Eurotiomycetes; Onygenales; Ajellomycetaceae
Exons: 3
Coding region: 1-633 (210 amino acids)
Source: RefSeq, a predicted model, not a curated record